AUGAAAAGCGAACUCCGUUAUUUAUGUCUGUUAGUUCUCGUGUCUACGAGUUUUACAGUGAUCACGGAGCCUAAGGAACAUGUUACUUUGGAUGACGAACAUUCCUAUAGUUUUAACGAAGCUUUCGGUGCAUGUUCCUCAAAGAAGGAACACGGAACAUUUGAAUGCAUAAAUCGUGGCAUUCUAAGCGCUUUACAGUCUUUAAACGAAAAAGAUAGCUUGGAAUUUGGAAAGAUACGACUGGACAGAGCAGAGGGUUACGGCAGAGAUCUUCUGGAUCUAGACUACGAUCCAAAGGAUUUCGGAAAUGUCAUGAAGGCAGCUGCUAGACUGAUGGAACGCCGCAAUAUCAAGUGGAAUCUGGAUAAUAUAUAUCCGGGAUUACAAAUGCGCAUCGGACCAAUGCUAAAUGGAAACGGGAUACUGGAAUUUAUUCUUAAUGAAAGAGUUACUUCGUACGGUGAUAGACAGACUGGUACAGGAAGGCAGUUGACCAGACACAUAUUACUGCCAUUUCUAUUGGGUUUCAAAUUCAAUCUGGCAUCCCUAAUUCCACUUAUGUUCGGUUUCCUGUUACUCGUGACCAAGAAGGCUCUCUUAUUGACGAAGAUGGCGUUAUUUCUGAUUGGUCUUUUAGGAUGGAAUACGCUCUUUUUCGGGACAUCUACAGUACCUCCUUAUUCGGCAAACGCGUUCAAUGGCUUCCAUGCUUACGGACAUGAGACACCGCCCGGUGUAUACACGCAUUACGAACAUCAUUUCCCACGAUCUUAUAGACAGCUACAGGACUAUAGUCCUUAUGAUCAACAUGUCAUUAGGGAAGUCGUCAAUGUUUACGAUGGAAAUAGCGAUUCGGGACAGGGUAGACAAAAUGCAAAAAAUUUAGUUUUUGACUCAAAAUAG
Molecule: messenger RNA, 903 nt
Organism: Monomorium pharaonis (pharaoh ant)
Lineage: Eukaryota; Metazoa; Arthropoda; Insecta; Hymenoptera; Formicidae
Gene: Osi10b
Exons: 2
Coding region: 1-903 (300 amino acids)
Source: RefSeq, a predicted model, not a curated record